Messenger RNA from Pieris napi, 842 nucleotides. RefSeq names its product trypsin-2-like. Gene Ontology annotation, biological process: proteolysis. NCBI's taxonomy places the organism in Eukaryota, Metazoa, Arthropoda, Insecta, Lepidoptera, Pieridae. The coding region runs from base 70 to 789 and encodes 239 amino acids. The record is from RefSeq and is a predicted model, not a curated record. The transcript has 5 exons. Gene Ontology annotation, molecular function: serine-type endopeptidase activity.
UAAAGUAUACAUAUGUAUGUAACGGAUCUAUGUUAGUAUAUAUUUAUUGAAUAUAUUUUAAAAACGAAAAUGUUGAAAUUUAUGUUUCUCCUAACUUGUAUAACUAUUGGUAUCCAUUUUUUAGUAACGGCUAAGCAGGCUUCGAAGGUAAUUCCCUAUCACGUCUCGAUACGGAGAGGCAGUUCACAUCUUUGUAGUGGUACUCUCAUUGGAGACAAGUGGAUAUUGACAGUCGCAGAUUGCGUCUACAGCGUCAAAGCCUUUCCUUCCUUAACUGUCGCUGUUGGUACCCUCGACAUCACAAAACCUGGAGAGACAUAUGCCGUGUCUGCGAUUAAAAUACACGAAGAAUAUCGGCCUAAUAGAUUUAAGUACAAUUUUGCCUUGUUAAAGAUUGAUGGAACUAUUCAAUUUAAUGAUAACGUUACGGCCAUUCCUCUGCCUGACAAUCCGACCCAGGAAGGAGCCAGUGUUGAAGCAUCAGGAUGGAAACUUAGCAGGGAUAAAGACCGCACAGAUUUUUUACAAGUGAUAAAGGAGAACACAAUCUCCAACUAUGACUGUAUAAUGAGACACAAAUUCUACAUCGACGAGGAUUCAAUACUUUGCACAGACUAUGAGAAUGGAAUGACCGAAUCAGAUUUUUUCCGUGACCACGGUGGCCCAGUUGUCGAGAGCAAUAAAGUGGUUGGUCUCGUCAUUUCCUACGUGGAUCCAUAUUAUAAGCUGCCUGGAUUCAACUCCAAAGUUGAGGCCGUUAAGGACUGGAUCCAAUCGAAUAUGCAAUAAAAUUGUAUACGAACCAUAGAAUAGUGUGAUUUAAUAAAUAUGGUAUCAAUUUG